AUGGCCUCGCCAAUCGACCUUCGCAACCCCGGAUGUCCUAUUCGGGUUGGCAUCGUUUUCAUGAACAGCGUGACCGAGCACCUUGACAUUGCCCCUGCCAGCUUCUUCUCUUGUAUUAGUCGCAGGUUCCUCCAGCGGGCACCGCCGAAUCUUGUUUCCGAUGAGUUGAAGUCCCAAGCCUUGGACUUUGAGCAUCAUUGGGUCACUGAGGAUGGCAAGACUCCUGCCCGGUUGACAGGUAACAUGAAAGUGCUGCCCACGAACUCUUUUGCUGAUUGCCCACCACUCGACAUCGUGGUCCUCGGAGCUUAUGCGGUAGGCUAUCAAGUCAGCGAAACAGAGAAGCAAUUCCUCCGCAAGGCCUACGCUGAGUGUGCCGCACUUCUCUGUGUUUGUGCAGGAUUUCUACCGGUACUCGCUGCAGGGAUCCUCGAAGGCAAGACAUUGACCGCUCCGAUUCCCAUGCUUCCCAUGAUGCGGCAAACAGCCCCUGGAAUAAAUUGGAUCAAGAGAAGAUGGGCUCAAGAUGGCAAGAUAUGGACUACAGGCUCCUUGCUUAAUGGCAUGGAUAUGAUGGCUGGCUUUGGAAGACAUACUUGGGGCGGUAAAGAUAGUCUGGUUGAUCAUAUGAUUCGAGUUGGAUAUUGGCCUGAGAGAGAUGUUAAUUAUGCGGAUGCUCGCACGUCGAGGCUCUAG
Penicillium daleae is the source of this 696-nucleotide messenger RNA. Its product is annotated as class I glutamine amidotransferase-like protein. The record is from RefSeq and is a predicted model, not a curated record. NCBI's taxonomy places the organism in Eukaryota, Fungi, Ascomycota, Eurotiomycetes, Eurotiales, Aspergillaceae. The transcript has 3 exons. The coding region runs from base 1 to 696 and encodes 231 amino acids.